AUGGGGCCACUCCGCUGGCUGCCCCUGUUCACACAGCUGGUGGCGUGGCGGCUGUCGGGCGCCCGGCGCGCGGACCCCAUCAGGGUCUUCGUGGUGCCUCACAGCCACAUGGACGUGGGCUGGCUCUACACGGUCGAGGAGAACAUGCGGGCCUAUGCGGCCAGCACGCACACCACCGUGGUGCAGGCGCUGACCCUCAGGAAGCACCGGCGCUUCGUCCUGGCGGAGCAGGAGUAUUUCCGGCUGUGGUGGGACGGUGUCGCCUCGGAGAUGCAGAAGCAGCAGAUUCGCCAGCUUCUGGCCAAAGGACGCCUGGAGUUUGUCACUGGAGGCCAGGUCAUGCAUGAUGAGGCUGUGACCCACUUUGAUGACCAGAUUCUACAGCUCACAGAGGGACACAGUUUUCUCUAUGAAACAUUCGGGAUCCGGCCGCAGUUCUCCUGGCAGGUUGACCCGUUCGGCGCAUCUGCCACGACACCCACACUGUUUGCCCUGGCCGGGUUCAAUGCCCACGUCAUUGGCCGGAUCGACUAUGACCUGAAGGAGGCCAUGCAGAAGACUCGGGGGCUGCAGUUCGUGUGGCGAGGGUCCCAGUCCCUGGCGGCGCAGCAGGAAAUCUUCACCCAUGUCAUGGACGAGUUUGGCUACUGCUCGUCAGGGUUUUCCUGGGAAGGUCGGGCCCAGUUCCCAGAACCGCCCAAGGACGGGCUGUACGCGGAUGCGGACGAGCCUGUCACCGCGCACACGGUCGAGAGGUACUCGAAGGCCCUGGUGGAGGAGGUGAAGCUGCGGGCCGCCUGGUUCCGGACCCCACAUGUCCUCUGGCCCUGGGGAUGUGACAGGCAGUUUUUCAACGCCACGGUGCAGUUCGCCAACAUGGACCUCCUGCUGGGCUACAUCAACAAACGCACCUCCGAGCUCGGUGUCACGGCGGAGUACGCCACUCUGGGCGACUACUUUCGCGCCGUGCACGCUCACAAUGUCACCUGGCAGGUCCGCCACCACCAGGACUUCCUGCCCUAUUCCUCAGAAACACUGAAGGCCUGGACCGGCUUCUACACGUCCCGCAGCCAGCUGAAGGGGCUGGCGAGGCGGGCCAGCGCCCUGCUGCACGCCGGGGAGUCCAUGUUCACACGCCACAUGUGGCCUGCCCCCCCCCGGGCCCUGGACCCCGCCUGGGCCCUGAAGCAGCUCCAGCAGCUCCGCUGGGCCGUGUCCGAGGUCCAGCACCAUGACGCUAUCACCGGGACGGAGGCCAUCAAGGUGAGCGACAUGUUUGUGAAGCACCUGCGUGCAGGGAUUCGGGGUGUGCUCCAGCUGAUGUCCUCUGUUGCCCUGGAUACGACCCAAGCCCAUGCAGGCCUGUGCUCUGUUGCAGGCCCGGCGACCGAGGCUCGCUUUGCUGCUGUCUACAACCCCCUGGCUUGGACGGUCACCACUGUCAUCAGCCUGCCCGUGGGCUUCUCCAAGGCCAGUGUCACAGAUGAGUCAGGACACUCUGUGCCCGCACAGGUCCAGAAAGUGAAGGAGGCACCACAUAAAUAUGACCUGCAUGUGCUUGCCACAAUCCCUGGCCUCAGUUACCGGUACUAUAGCAUCAGGCCCACCAAGGAGGCCCAGGAGGGCGAUGGAGCUGCCAGUGCCACCAAGGCUUUCACCUCCAAGUUUGACCGCAGGCUAAGGAGACACACUGGGCCCCGGGGCAGACGCCUGGUGCCCGUGGACAACGGGUGCUACACUGUCUUCCUCGACUGGGACACCAACCUGAUGCACAGCAUCUGGGAGAGACAGAGUAACCGGACGGUCCGUGUGACCCAGGAGUUCCUGGAGUACCACGUCAACGGCGACACGAACCUGGGCCCCGUGUCCGACAACUACGUGUUCGCGCCUGGGCGGCCUGCGAGCCCCGCGUGGAAAGCGGUGGGGAUGGAGGUCGUACACGGGACUCUCAUGACUGAGAUCCGGCAGUACUUUUACAGGACUGUGAAUGCCAAGAAUCCCACGUACGCCAUCUACUCCCGCCUGGCCCACGUGCCACGUGGCUACAACGGGGACCUGCUGUGCCACCGCAUCGAGCAGCAGUUCCGGGUGGGCCCCCUGCAGCUGAACCGUGAGGCCGUGCUGCGGACCAGCACCAACCUGUCCAGCCGGCAGACCCUCUACACGGACAGCAACGGCUUCCAGGUGCAGCGCAGGCCUUACCGGCGCCACGCCAACAACACCAUCUCCCGGAACUACUACCCCAUGGCGCAGACGGCCUACAUCGAGGACGGCAGGAGCCGGCUGGUGCUGCUAGCGGAGCAGGCGCACGGCGUCUCCAGCCAGGGGAAGGGGCAGGUGGAGGUCAUGCUCCACCGCCGGCUGUGGAACAACUUGGAACUGUCCCUGGACUACAAUGUCACACUGAACGACACCUCUAUUGUCCGCCCGGUGCUCUGGCUCCUGCUGGGACCCCGGCCAGUGACCACCCGCCUGUGCCAGAGGAGUGGGCUGGCCCUGCAGCACCGGCCAGUGGUGGUGCUGGGGAGGCUGACUGAGACUGGCCACAAUGGCUCAGCGCCCCGUCAGCAGGAGGCCGUGACGCUGCCCCCCAGUCUGCACCUGCAGACCCUGAGCAUCCCCGGCUGGAACUACAGCUCCAACCACACGGAGCACCUGCAGAGUCUCCAGGGAGGCCGUCAAGGGAAGCCUAAGGCCGACCUCCACCGUGUCCUGCUGCGGCUGCACCACCUGUACGAGGCCGGGGAGCACCAGGUCCUGUCUCAGCCAGUGACCGUGGAUCUGAAGUCCGUGCUGCGGGGGCUGGGCCCCGUGCUGGCCGUGGAGGAGCGCUCGCUCACCGGGACCUGGGACGUGAGCGCGCUGCGGCGCUGGACGAGGAAGACGGAGGAUGGAGGCGGCUCCAGGCCCCCGCCCCCGGAAGGCCCCACUGUUACCAUCCACCCGAAGGAAAUCCGGACAUUCUUCGUUCACUUUGGGACGCAGUGAGCUUGCGCUGACCCUGGGCCCACGGCUGCCUGGGGCUCCCACGUGAAGGAGCUGGGCCCAGGCCUGGGAGAGCAGUGAGGAGGGGCAGGAGAGCCGGCUGCCAUCGGGUCGGCGAUGGCAGGAGAUGGUCGGACUGGGGCUUCUUAUUUUUUGAAA
Molecule: messenger RNA, 3144 nt
Organism: Artibeus jamaicensis (Jamaican fruit-eating bat)
Lineage: Eukaryota; Metazoa; Chordata; Mammalia; Chiroptera; Phyllostomidae
Gene: MAN2B2
Product: mannosidase alpha class 2B member 2
Exons: 19
Coding region: 1-2988 (995 amino acids)
Biological process (GO): mannose metabolic process
Cellular component (GO): lysosome
Molecular function (GO): carbohydrate binding; alpha-mannosidase activity
Source: RefSeq, a predicted model, not a curated record